CCCGGGGCCGGGCCAUGGCGAGCGGGCCGCGGGGCUCCUGGAGCGAGUGGCCCGUGGAUCACUUCCUGCGCACCGGGAGCAUCGGGGCCCGGGACGGCGCCGCCGUGCGCUGGUUCCACGCCGCCAACAGCCGGGCUCGGGCGGCGGAGGCCGCGCGGAGUGAUGUGCACAUGGUGGAGGUGGAUGUUCAGCUCCGGGGAGGGCACGAGGAGCCCGUCCUGGCUCACCCCCCGGACACCGACAGCGACAUCACCCUGCAGGAGUGGCUGGCACAGGUGGCCAGCACCGCUAAAGGCAUCAAGCUGGACUUCAAGAGCCUGGCCGCCGUGGGACCCUCUCUGGAGCUGCUGGGGCGGGUGGGGCCGGCCCUGGCCAGCCCCGUGUGGCUGAACGGGGACGUCCUGCCCGGGCCCUGCGGGAGCUGCGCGCCGCUGGACGCCCGCGCCUUCCUGCGCGCUGUCACCGCCUCCUGCCCCGAGGCCACGCUGUCCCUGGGCUGGACCACAGCCUGGCAGCCCGGCCAAGGCUACCGCUGGCCCAUGGUGCAGGAGAUGUCCCAGCUGUGCCAGCCCCUGUCUCAGCCCGUCACCUUCGCUGUCAGAGCGGCGCUGCUGCCCAGCUCCAUCCCUCAGCUCCAGUGGCUGCUGCAGCAGUCACACAGUCACACAGGUCAGUGCUGCCUCCUCCAGUGUCCCCAAGCUCAUGGAGCUGCUCCAUCCCAGUCACACAGGUCAGUGCUGCCUCCUCCAGUGUCCCCAAGCUCAUGGAGCUGCUCCAUCCCAGUCACACAGGUCAGUGCUGCCUCCUCCAGUGUCCCCAAGCUCAUGGAGCUGCUCCAUCCCAGUCACACAGGUCAGUGCUGCCUCCUCCAGUGUCCCACAGCUCAUGGAACUGCUCCAUCCCAGUCACACAGGUCAGUGCUGCCCCAAGCUCCUGGGGCUGCUCCAUCCCAGUCACACAGGUCAGUGCUGCCUUCUCCAGUGUCCCACAGCUCCUGGGGCUGCUCCAUCCCAGUCACACAGGUCAGUGCUGCCCCAAGCUCCUGGGGCUGCUCCAUCCCAGUCACACAGGUCAGUGCUGCCUUCUCCAGUGUCCUAGAACUCAUGGAACUGCUCCAUCCCAGUCACACAGGUCAGUGCUGCCCCCUCCAGUGUCCCACAGCUCCUGGGGCUGCUCCAUCCCAGUCACACAGGUCAGUGCUGCCUCCUCCAGUGUCCCAGAGCUCAUGGAACUGCUCCAUCCCAGUCACACAGGUCAGUGCUGCCUCCUCCAGUGUCCUAGAACUCAUGGAACUGCUCCAUCCCAGUCACACAGAUACACCCUCACUGUCUGGGCAGGAAAGGAAGAUGUGUAUUCUGUGGAAGACUUGCUCCUCAUCCGAGAAAACUUUGAUAAAAGUAGGGUUUAUUACGACAUUUUUGAGCCACAGAACUCUGAAUUCAAAAAAGCCAUUGGAAUCCAAUGCUGAAUGCAGAGCAGGCAAUGCCUGGCCCUGUCAUGCUUUAUAUUGUGAACCCCUUUAAAUUGAGGAAUUUUUGUUCAAGGAAAUGCGUUUUCCUUGCUGGAAGGACCGUGCUGAGCACGGCUGUGGUGACUGGAGGAGGUUUUGUGUUUGAGGCCUCUCAAACAGGAAUGCUGGGGACUGGCUUCUGCCAAACACCAUGGAUCACCAAGGAUUUCUCCCACAAUCAAAAGCUAAUGUGAGAAACAUUACCCUCCCAACUUCUUGUCCUCCUUUUCCUGUUCCUCUCACAAGGUUCCAGUGGCAAUUCUGUUAACUCAGGUGCUGUACACAGUAUUUAACAGGCUGCUGGUACUAAAGUUAAUCACAGUCAUUUUUGGUUCUUACAUGGCAUUGGUACAGCUGUGAUGGAAAAAUUAAUUACGUUUCUUAAUCCUAAAUCCUGCAUUAUGGGGACUUUACAUUAAAAUUCAAGGCUCCCUUACAUUACCUACAACUCCUUUGAGAGAUUUAUCUGAUCAUUAAUUUCUGUUAUCGAGGAGUAGAGCUUCCUUCUCUUUGGUCAUCUGCUGAGGUGUGCUUGGCUGAAACUGGGAGGAAGUUUUUGUGCCCAUAAGGAAGAAAAUGACCUGGUUAUGGUUGGGAUGGCUGCACAGAGUGCCUGCUUUAAUCUGCAGCACCGGGAGGGGUGAGUGGCAGCAACCACCCAAGGACCAGGCUUGCCUGUGCGAUGGCUCCAGCGAGUGUGGAGAAAUGAUUCAUUUCUCAGCUGAGGUUUGUUGCAGGCAGUUGCGUUCAUUGAUUUGCAGGAUUUCAUCUCUCAGUGGUGGGGCCUCUUCGGGAACCACAGGGACACAUUUUUCUGUUAUUCAGAAGUCUUCCCACUUAGCAGUUCCCACCUGAAGGACUGGGAUUUGUUAAAACUCAUUAAACUGUUAGGUAAGGAACAUCAGAAACUGCCAGAAAUAUUUUUAAGGAAUAAGUAUAUCUGAGCAAUAUGUGUGGAUGUCAGUAAACAGGGAUAAUCAGAUGAAAUUAAAAGAAGGCAUUAAAAUUCCUGGAUUACCAGGAACUGGCUGUGUGGUGAAUUUGAUUAUUCUGUAUGGAUAAUCCUAUAUAUAUUAAUUUCUGCAUGUAAUUUUUACCUAUGGAUCUCUGCUAGUCCCCUGUGAAGUUGUUUGUGUCAGUGUGGUCUGACUUGCACAUAAAUAAAUUAAUUUGGUUCUGUU
This is a messenger RNA of Catharus ustulatus (Swainson's thrush), 2691 nucleotides long. RefSeq names its product family with sequence similarity 151 member B (gene FAM151B). The transcript is spliced from 8 exons. Bases 15 to 1523 code for a protein of 502 amino acids. Lineage: Eukaryota; Metazoa; Chordata; Aves; Passeriformes; Turdidae. The record is from RefSeq and is a predicted model, not a curated record.